AUGGCAGACCGUCAGAACCGUGUGGGAUCAAAGAUCGGAAGUGCCGGUGUGGCCGGUGCUUCUGAAAGCAAUGUCGACAGGAGAGAGCGCCUUCGCAAGCUGGCAUUGGAGACCAUCGACCUGGCCAAAGACCCUUACUUUAUGAGAAACCAUCUUGGAUCAUAUGAAUGUAAACUGUGUCUAACGCUACACACCAAUGAGGGAUCCUAUCUUGCCCAUACACAGGGAAAAAAGCAUCAGACCAAUCUCGGUCGCAGAGCUGCCAAGGAUGCUAUGGAAAAGCCCGACAGCAUGGCACCGCUCACGGCCCAACAACAGCAGGCGCUUAAAACAGGAGCUAAUGCGGCUCCAGCAUUCAAACGCAACAUCAUCAAGAUCGGUCGCCCUGGGUACAAGGUCACCAAAGUCAGGGAUCCAGUCUCUCGUCAGGUCGGCAUGUUGUUUGAGAUUGCAUAUCCAGAAAUCGCUCAAGGAGUCGAACCUCGGUACAGAUUCAUGUCAUCAUAUGAACAGCAGGUCCAGGCACCCAACAAGGCAUAUCAAUAUUUGGUCGUUGCUGCGGAGCCAUACGAGACUAUUGCGUUCAAGAUCCAGAGCAGGGACAUCGACAGAGCCGAGGAGAAGCUGUGGAGUCAUUGGGAUGUCGACCAAAAGAUGUACACGCUUCAAUUCUUCUUCAAGAACGACCAGCGAAUGCUCAGCUCAAGUCGAAUGGAGAACGCUCCAGGAUACAGCGCACCAGGAACACAGAUGGCCAACCCAUUGAACCCAUUCCACGCACCCAUGCGGACGGCAGCAUAA
This is a messenger RNA of Gamsiella multidivaricata, 801 nucleotides long. RefSeq lists its product as uncharacterized. Gene Ontology annotation, molecular function: nucleic acid binding; zinc ion binding. Gene Ontology annotation, cellular component: U2-type prespliceosome; nucleus; U2 snRNP. Lineage: Eukaryota; Fungi; Mortierellomycota; Mortierellomycetes; Mortierellales; Mortierellaceae. Gene Ontology annotation, biological process: spliceosomal complex assembly. The transcript has 2 exons. The record is from RefSeq and is a predicted model, not a curated record. Bases 1 to 801 code for a protein of 266 amino acids.